CGCUACAUCGUUUCUACUUGUCAUUUGAAAACAGUAUCUGUCGUGAUUAUAUCACCGAAAAACUUUUCAAACGUAUGGAGAGGCUCUUGGUGCCAGUCGUUCUUAAAAAGUCGCUUUACAACGAUAUUUUACCAGAGGGAUCCUUCAUCGCUGCAGACGAUUUCAAAUCGCCACGCGAGCUAGCUGUUUAUUUGGAUUAUCUGGAGAAUAAUAGAACUGCCUAUCUUAGGUAAUG
Molecule: messenger RNA, 235 nt
Organism: Gongylonema pulchrum
Lineage: Eukaryota; Metazoa; Nematoda; Chromadorea; Rhabditida; Gongylonematidae
Source: the annotation of a GenBank genome assembly